Messenger RNA from Durotheca rogersii, 1098 nucleotides. RefSeq names its product 6-phosphogluconate dehydrogenase C-terminal domain-like protein. Gene Ontology annotation, molecular function: oxidoreductase activity, acting on the CH-OH group of donors, NAD or NADP as acceptor. The coding region runs from base 1 to 1098 and encodes 365 amino acids. Lineage: Eukaryota; Fungi; Ascomycota; Sordariomycetes; Xylariales; Xylariaceae. The record is from RefSeq and is a predicted model, not a curated record. The transcript has a single exon.
AUGGCCUCCGCCGCGCGCCCGCUCGUCAAGAUCGGCAUCCUCUCGAUCGGGGACAUGGGCGCGGGGCUGGCGCGGCUGCUGGGCGCGCACGGCUUCGCCGUCGCCACCAACUGCGGCGGCCGCGGGCCCGACACCGUCGCGCGGGCCCGCGCCGCCGGCGUCGAGCUGCUCGCCGACGACCGCGCCCUCGUCCGCGCCUGCGGCCUCGUGCUCUCCGUCGUGCCGCCGCGCGACGCCCACGCCAUCGCCCGCCGCGUGCUCGCCGCCCUCGACGCCGAGGACGCCGAGACCCCGAGCCCCCCCGAGCCCCUGUACUUCGCCGACCUGAACGCCGUCGCGCCGUCCACCGUCCGCGACAUCGCCGCCCUCUUCGCGCCCCGCGCAGCAGCGGCAGUGGCGGCCGAGGCGCCCGGCCCCCGCCCCCGCGAGGUGCGCUUCGUCGACGGGUGCAUCCUGGGCCUACCGCCGGCGCCCAAGACGCCGGCCCCGGACGCCCCCUCCUCCUCCUCCUCUUCUUCCCCCUCGUCCGUCGCCGACGACGACCUCGCCGCCGUCCUGGAGCAGACCUGGACGCGGCCGCGGAUCCCGACGUCGGGGCCGUGGGGGCUGGCGUCGAUCGCAGGGCACGGGCCGCGGCUGGCGGCGGUGCUGGCGUCGUCGGCCGUGGGCGCGGACGUGGGCGCGGCGUCGGGGCUCAAGAUGUGCUUCGCGGCCGUGAGCAAGGGCUUCAUCGCGCUGGCGACGCAGUCGUUCGCCACCGCGCGCGCCCUCGGCGUCCUCCCCGCCCUCGAGGCCGAGCUCGCCGCCGUCCUCCCCCACCACCACGCCGCCGCCGUCCGCGGCGUCGUCGCCAUGCCCCCCAAGGCCUACCGCUGGGUCGCCGAGAUGCGCGAGAUCGCCCGCACCCUCGCCGACGACGGCGGCUUCCAAGUCGGCGGCGGCGGCUUCGACGCCGCCGCCGAGCUCUUCCGCCUCGUCGCCGAGGACACCGUCCUCGGCCAGGAAAAGAUCGGCAAGCGCUCCCGCGGAACUACCGUCGAGGACGUGGCCGCGGCUGUCGUCGAGGGCGUGGCGAAGAAGCGCAAGAAGGAGGAAUGA